UAACCACUGCCGAUCAUUUAAUAUCGAUCUCUUCUUCUAGGAAAACAAGCAUCCUUUUUAACCGAGCAGAGCCUGGACACCGGUCCCUUUCCGUCUGACAACACAUCGGAGCCAACAUGGUGGUCGGAUCCCGCUGUCCGGUAAUCCUGUGGCUGGCCCUGGCCGCCGUGCUGGGCUCGGUACUCGGGCUCGGUGAGGACAUCGACCGGCCUCUGUUCGGACCUCCAGGCUCUCCUGUCCGGCUGCAGGAGUCCGACGCCGGCCUGAAGAAGGCUCUGGCUUUCGCCGAGGAGCGCUACAACCGGGGCUCCAACGCCAUGCACCUCCGCAAAGUCAGCCGGCUCCUCUCUGCCACCAAACAGCUGGUUAAGGGUAUCCGCUACACCAUAACAGUGGAACUGAGUAACACUCAGUGUAAGAAAUCCACCAUGCUGAGGACAUGUGACUUCUAUCCCGAGUUACAGAAACUCAAGACGGAGGUGUGUGUGUUCGAGGUGUGGGACAUUCCCUGGCAGGGCACCUCCACCCUGCUCAAACAGAAGUGCCAGCCUAAAGCUGAACCUCAACAAGAAGAGACCAACAAGGUCACGGAUGAAUCCAGCAGCCAGCCUCUGGAGGAGAACGUGGAGCUGCUGGGCCAGUUCAAAGAGUUCAUGGUGAAAUACAAUAAGGUGUACAGCAGCCAGGAGGAGGCAGAUCAACGCCUGCGCAUCUUUCACGAGAACCUGAAGACUGCUGAGAAGCUCCAGUCUUUGGAUCAGGGGUCAGCUGAGUAUGGAGUCACCAAGUUCAGCGACCUGACUGAGGAAGAGUUUCGCUCCACAUACCUGAACCCGCUGCUCAGCCAAUGGACUCUUCACCGAGCGAUGAAGCCGGCUUCACCUGCCCAAGGCCCCGCCCCUGACAGCUGGGACUGGCGGGAUCAUGGAGCUGUUAGUUCCGUUAAGAACCAGGGCAUGUGUGGAUCCUGCUGGGCAUUUUCUGUGACAGGAAACAUUGAAGGCCAGUGGUUCCUGAAAAAUGGGACACUGCUGUCCCUCUCUGAACAAGAGCUGGUUGACUGUGAUGGGCUGGACCAGGCCUGCAGGGGAGGACUGCCAUCAAAUGCUUAUGAAGCUAUUGAGAAACUGGGUGGUCUGGAGACAGAGACUGACUACUCCUACACCGGGCGCAAGCAGAGGUGUGACUUCACCAGCAUGAAGGUGGCCGCCUACAUCAACAGCUCUGUGGAGCUGCCCAAAGAUGAGAAGGAAAUUGCAGCUUGGCUGGCUGAGAACGGACCGAUCUCUGUUGCACUGAAUGCCUUCGCCAUGCAGUUUUACAGGAAGGGUGUGUCUCACCCUCUGAAGAUCUUCUGCAACCCCUGGAUGAUCGACCACGCUGUGCUGAUGGUGGGAUACGGAGAACGUAAAGGAACUCCAUUCUGGGCCAUCAAAAACAGCUGGGGAGAGGAUUAUGGAGAGCAGGGUUACUACUAUCUGUACAGAGGGUCAAAUGCCUGUGGGAUCAACAAGAUGUGCUCAUCUGCUGUAGUCAACUGAAGCACUGAAACACCACAUAUCCAGAGCUUAUGAUGAUUAAAAUUCUACUGAUGUUACUUUUCCGUUAAACCAAACUAGUGUUCCACCUUCAUACCUCACACCUUGUGUCAUCAAUUUACUGAAAACAUACCAGCUCUGAUAAAGCUAGUGUUGCUGUGGAAUUUUAUAGAAAUUUUAAAGUAUAUUUUAUGUGCGCAUCUCAUUCCUUUAUUCCUGCAGGUCAUAAUGAUUGCUGUGUUUUAACAAACUUUCCUCUCAGUAACUGAGCGUGCACUAACUCUAGUUAGCCUUUUGUCUUGUGAGUUUUCUUGGGUGUUUUGUUGCCAGUGAUCAUGCUAAUGCUAUGUAGUACUUGAGGGGGUUUUUGAAAGAUGGGCGUUUGCACAUUACUACAUAGAUGCAAUGUCAUUGUAAAAACUGCUGUAAGACAGUAAGAAAUAAUGAAGGUUGAAUAAAAAAAUGUGGGAUCCUA
Molecule: messenger RNA, 2013 nt
Organism: Centropristis striata (black sea bass)
Lineage: Eukaryota; Metazoa; Chordata; Actinopteri; Perciformes; Serranidae
Gene: ctsf
Product: cathepsin F
Exons: 14
Coding region: 117-1541 (474 amino acids)
Cellular component (GO): lysosome
Molecular function (GO): cysteine-type endopeptidase inhibitor activity; cysteine-type endopeptidase activity
Source: RefSeq, a predicted model, not a curated record